AUGAUGACAAAAUGUUCCUCUGACCGCAAUGUGUUCAAGCGCAAAUGGUUCCUCUUUCCAGCUUCCCAAUACACCUUUCGGCCUAUUCACCAAGCACGCCCCUGCGAAGUCCCCGCUGUGCACUUGGAGCCCAGUCCACCGUGGGAGGUGGGGUUGGGAUUACUAAGCCUGGAGUCAGAGUUUAGGAAACUAGGGCUCAGAGGCCGACGAUUGGCAGCCGCGCCUCCCGACUCCCUGGCCGAGGCUGCUUCCCAAACUCAGCCGCCUGUGACAAAUUUGAGCGUUUCUGUUGAAAACCUCUGCACGGUCAUCUGGACAUGGGACCCUCCUGAGGGAGCCAGCCCGAAUUGCACCUUAUGGUAUUUUAGUCAUUUUGACAACAAACAGGAUAAGAAAAUUGCUCCUGAAACCCAUCGUUCAAAAGAAGUGCCCCUGAACGAGAGGAUUUGUCUGCAAGUGGGAUCCCAGUGUAGCACCAAUGAAAGUGACAAUCCUAGCAUUUUGGUGGAAAAAUGCACCCCGCCCCCUGAAGGUGAUCCUGAGUCUGCUGUGACUGAGCUGCAGUGCGUUUGGCACAACCUGAGCUACAUGAAGUGUACUUGGCUCCCUGGAAGGAACACAAGUCCCGACACCAACUAUACUCUCUACUACUGGCACAGCAGCCUGGGAAAAAUUCUUCAGUGUGAAAACAUCUAUAGAGAAGGUCAACACAUUGGUUGUUCCUUUGCUUUGACUAAUUUGAAGGAUUCCAGUUUUGAACAACACAGCGUGCAAAUAGUGGUCAAGGAUAACGCGGGGAGAAUUAGACCAUCCUUCAAUAUAGUGCCUUUAACUUCUCAUGUGAAACCUGAUCCCCCACAUAUUAAACGGCUCUUCUUCCAAAAUGGUAACUUGUACGUGCAAUGGAAGAAUCCACAGAAUUUUUAUAGCAGAUGCUUAUCUUAUCAAGUAGAAGUCAACAACAGCCAAACAGAGACGCAUGAUAUUUUCUACGUUGAAGAAGCCAAGUGUCAGAAUUCAGAAUUUGAGGGAAACCUGGAGGGUACAAUUUGCUUCAUGGUCCCCGGCAUCCUCCCCGACACUCUGAACACAGUGAGAAUCCGGGUGAGGACGAAUAAGCUGUGCUACGAGGACGACAGGCUGUGGAGCAACUGGAGCCAGGCGAUGAGCAUAGGUGAGAACACCGACCCCACGUUCUAUAUAACCAUGCUGCUCGCCACCCCAGUCAUCGUUGCGGGUGCCAUCAUAGUCCUCCUGCUUUAUCUCAAAAGGCUCAAGAUCAUUAUAUUCCCUCCAAUUCCUGAUCCUGGCAAGAUUUUUAAAGAAAUGUUUGGAGACCAGAAUGAUGACAGCCUGCACUGGAAGAAGUACGACAUCUAUGAGAAGCAAACCAAAGAAGAAACUGACUCUGUUGUGCUGAUAGAAAACCUGAAGAGAGCCUCUCAGUGAAGGGGCUAAUUUAUUUUACCCUUCGACGUGACGAUUCAUCCCACUCUCCAUUUGUUAUCUGGGAACGUGUUAAAAGGAAAGCGAAACUACUGGGCCAUUUAAAAACAGGCAGCUCGUAAGAGCCACGGUCUUCAUGUCAAGUCGUGCACUGAGAAACUAAACACAAGGGGCUCUUUGGCGAAGAGAGCGGAGUCAUUGUCGUUGAAUUAGAAAAGCAGACCUCCCUCGCGAAGGCUUCAAAGUAGGGGGCAAAGCAAACAGCGGUGAUGGCGGUAGAGUUCAUCUUAUCCAGGGUUGUGACGACUUCUGAGGGUUCUGUGCCUGCUUUGUACGCUUCGUGUCCAACCACACCGAUGCAUUUUAUGUGGGGGCGGGGGGAGGAAACUCAUUCUGGAUGCAGGCGCUAAUGCCAGACUUGAGUCACGGCGAGCAUCUACCAAACGAACUUGAUGGAGUCUAUCACAAACGAAAUUGAUGAAACCUAUUAUCCGUUGUUCGGGA
Herpailurus yagouaroundi (jaguarundi) is the source of this 1950-nucleotide messenger RNA. It is a transcript of the gene IL13RA1, whose product is annotated as interleukin 13 receptor subunit alpha 1. Gene Ontology annotation, cellular component: external side of plasma membrane; membrane. The transcript is spliced from 12 exons. Gene Ontology annotation, biological process: cytokine-mediated signaling pathway. Gene Ontology annotation, molecular function: cytokine receptor activity; protein binding. The record is from RefSeq and is a predicted model, not a curated record. NCBI's taxonomy places the organism in Eukaryota, Metazoa, Chordata, Mammalia, Carnivora, Felidae. Bases 1 to 1449 code for a protein of 482 amino acids.